AUGUGCACUUGAUGGCGGAGCGGAAAUUAAUUCUUUCUUCCGGCAAACAUCUGUCGCGGCACUCACGUCGUGUCACACAUAACCAAACUUGAAAUGCCACGUGAAAUCAAAGAAAUUAAGGACUUCCUUCUCAAAGCCAGGAGGAAGGAUGCCAAGUCCGUUAAAAUAAAGAAGAAUGCCGAAAACGUCAAAUUUAAGGUACGCUGCUCUCGAUUUCUCUACACUCUUGUCAUUACCGACAAAGAGAAGGCAGAGAAACUCAAACAAUCGCUACCGCCUGGUCUUCAGGUUAAAGAAGUCAAGUAAACCACCUAUACUUGUAAACGUGAAAUAAAAAUUCUGUAUAAAAGUUA
Molecule: messenger RNA, 353 nt
Organism: Diprion similis
Lineage: Eukaryota; Metazoa; Arthropoda; Insecta; Hymenoptera; Diprionidae
Gene: RpL38
Product: 60S ribosomal protein L38
Exons: 5
Coding region: 94-306 (70 amino acids)
Biological process (GO): translation; protein-RNA complex assembly
Cellular component (GO): cytosolic large ribosomal subunit; ribosome
Molecular function (GO): structural constituent of ribosome
Source: RefSeq, a predicted model, not a curated record